Diaporthe citri is the source of this 1563-nucleotide messenger RNA. RefSeq lists its product as uncharacterized. Bases 1 to 1563 code for a protein of 520 amino acids. Gene Ontology annotation, biological process: protein polyubiquitination. The transcript is spliced from 3 exons. The record is from RefSeq and is a predicted model, not a curated record. Gene Ontology annotation, molecular function: protein binding. Lineage: Eukaryota; Fungi; Ascomycota; Sordariomycetes; Diaporthales; Diaporthaceae.
AUGGAGAACUGGGACCCGUCAUAUACUGGCGAGAACGUAAACUGGUAUGAUGAGUACAUCCAACGCAACGCACCUGUUACGGUCAACUGGCUGCAACAGCCUGUGCUGAGGGACGGGGCAGAGAGCACUUACAUUGAGACACGGGGGGUUGCUCUCUACAGGCCUGAUAAUGACCAACAAGGCCGUCAUGGACUGGAAUCGGUUCUCGCCGUCUCGCCCCUGGAUGACGGCUCUGUCUGCCUGUGGGAUGUCACAGGGGCGAAAUGCCGCAAGGGGGCCAUCUGUGCUCGGAGCCGACCAGGGAUUCUUUACAUUGAUGGCCCCUCUGCAGACAAUAGUAGCCGAUCGAAGAGGAUCGAUUCUGGGGUCACCGAGUGUGUCAGCGUUGACAGUAAACAACAUCUUGCUUUCUUCGCCGUCCAGAACCAUCUGAUCGAGGUGGAUUUACGCAGGCUCAGGGUGGUGGGAUGCGAAUCGUUCCCAUGGUCUAUCACCGCUCUGUCUACGACAGAUGCGGGCAUUCCUCUGACAGUUGGGACAAACAAUGGUAUACAUCCGUACGACCACAGGUACAGGGCAGCACGACAAUGCGACAGUUCAGAGAGGCUUGACGAGGUCGAUGGGCUGCGGGCACAAGAAGUCUACACCAGAAGUCUGAAGGCUUUAUUCGAUAACAACCCACUGCCCCCGUAUGCCCCUCUAUCUCACCCUGGCCCUCUCAGCAUUCUCCAUAUGCAGCGACCUGGGGCGGAAGCAGACGUCACCGACGAGAUAUAUGUUGCAGGACGCUUCCCCAGCAUUCUUCUGUAUGAUCGACGGAUGUUCCCGUCUAUCAAGGGCAGCCUCCACUCGGGCGCUCGAUUAUCUAGCCUGGCAUCGUUGCCCGUCCCUUUCUCGACAGUGGACAACGAGCUUCGCAGAGAGGGCUUGUUAUCGACUGAACAAAUCGAGAGAUCCAAGACAAAACCGCCCGGCGGCCGGACGUUGAUUGCGUGCGGUGAGUACAACACCAAAGGCUCUUUGGAGAUGUACGGCCUGCAGCCUUCUUCGCAAACGCCAUCUUCUGUGCCGGGUGGGCUGUCGAACUCGGUAUUCAAAAACCGCCAAUCAUCAUCAGACUCCAAGCUACUUUCGUGCAUAAACCAAGGCACGCGGCUUGUUUGUUCAGACGGGUCAGGGCGUAUCAAGUGGUUUGAAAGAGAUGGUUUUACGGAAGUUCGACGAGUCAAGAUCGGUCACUGUGAGCGUGCGCAGGCCCCUUCUCUGUUUGCGAAUAUGCCGGGGUCCGAUGACAUCGCGAGGAAACUGCUCGCAACGCGGGGCGGAUCUGAAAGCAGCGUCAAUGGAAACGACCUGCUGUUCUGGACUGGUGAAAACCUUGGCCUGGUUGCAUUCACGUCCUCGCCUGCCUUCACGGCUGAGGACUUCGAGGAAGAAGCAAGGUCAGCUGCAGAACUAGAGAAGGAGAAAGAGGAAAGGAUCUACAGCGAAAAGAUGCGGAAAGCGCUCGAGAGGCAGGCUGACGACGUACGAUUCGUUAGGAACCUCGGGCUUCGGGUCUAG